AUGGCGGCAGAGAAACAGUACAAGUGGACCGACGAAGACACAAAACGUCUUAUAACCCAGAGGACACAAAACGACCACCUCUUCACGGGGAAGAGGCACUCGGCAAAGAAGGCGUGGGGGGAAGUCAUAAAAAUGAUGGGCCUGGAGGGAAUCCUCACCUCCACACAGGAGCUGAGAAAUCCACCAAGCGGGACGGGGACAGAUGGGGGUGAGGCCACGGCAGCCACAUGGCCGUGGUUUUCCCUGAUGCAUGAGUCCAUCGGGAGGCGGCCCUCUAUCGAGCCCCCAGUCCUGAUGGACUCAUGUGUCGGGGAAAACCCUGAGCCCGUGGCUAACGUGGCCCCCAGUGGCUCAUCAUCCAGAGCUAGGUCCACUACUUGUGGCCAGGCAUCUGCGGAGGAAGAGGAAUCUGUCCAGCCUGGCACAAGUAGCGGCACCGCGGAGCUGGAUGAUGAGCCAUCCACCUCUACCCGUCCCCCACCCAGAAAGCGGCAGGCCACAAAGGCACUGCUGAAUUUCCUGAAGGAGAAAGCAAAAAAAGAGGAGGAGCGCUUUGCUGAAACUCAGCAAACAAACAAAUGUUUUUUAGAUUUAUUUGAGGACUUGGUCCGAAAAUCUUAA
Molecule: messenger RNA, 621 nt
Organism: Sebastes umbrosus (honeycomb rockfish)
Lineage: Eukaryota; Metazoa; Chordata; Actinopteri; Perciformes; Sebastidae
Exons: 4
Coding region: 1-621 (206 amino acids)
Source: RefSeq, a predicted model, not a curated record